UUGUCAGAGUCUACCUCUCUCAUUUGCUAAUUGUUAUCUUCUCGCUCGUCCUGUGACUUGUGAGCUCGACAAAUCAAAGUCCAGGAUUGGAGAUAAGAAGAAGAAAUCAUAUAUAUCAUUCUUCUUACUAAAAAUCAGCUCAUCAUCAAGCAUUGUUUAUUGCUUUAUUGCUUAUGCUUCUUCUUAAUUCUUAUUAUUAUACUACUAGCUUCUACACUACAUUAAUUAAUACAAGUAUUAUAUUUCAUUCUGUCUAAGUAUAAUUAGCAACUUAAGCUUGGCAUGGCUUCUUUACGUUGUUAUGCAUUAAUACGCUUAGUUAUGGUUUCAUUAUGCUUAUUACUAUUACUUGCCACCUUGCAGGUAGUCAUGGGAUCCCGCCCCCUCCACAACGACUGUCAUGGAAAAGGCGGCAAUGCUCCAUUGCCACCAUCACCACCACCACCACCACCACCGUCGAUCAACUCAACAAAGGGGCAUCACCAUAAGUGGGUUGGGCCAUCCGGCUAUCGGCAUAUCACCGUCGAUAUUGGUGGUGAUGGAGAUUAUAUUUCCGUUCAAGCAGCUGUGGAUGCUGUCCCGGACAAUAAUAUGGUUAAUGUCGUCAUUCAUAUUCGUCCUGGACUCUACAUUGAAAAGGUAGUAGUGCCCGCAUUAAAGCCGUACAUAACAUUUGAAGGGGCAGGAAGAGAAGUGACGAUGAUUGAGUGGCAUGAUAGGGCUUGUGAUCCCGGCCCCGAUGGAGAACAGCUUCGCACCUACCGCACCGCCUCAGUUACCGUCUUAGCUAACUAUUUCUCCGCCAGAAAUAUCAGUUUCAAGAACACGGCUCCAGCUCCUCUUCCAGGAAUGCAAGGAUGGCAGGCGGCGGCAUUCAGGAUAUCAGGCGACAAGGCUUAUUUUUCAGGUUGUGGAUUUUAUGGGCAUCAAGACACCUUAUGUGAUGAUGCUGGUCGCCAUUACUUCAAGGACUGCUAUAUUCAGGGCUCCAUUGAUUUCAUCUUUGGCAAUGGUCGUUCCAUGUAUAAAGAUUGUGAGAUACACUCGACAGCAAAACGGUUCGGGUCGAUAGCUGCUCAAGACAGGAGAUCCCUAGAUGAGAAGACAGGAUUUGCAUUUGUGAAUUGCAGGGUGACAGGGAAGGGACCACUUUAUGUAGGGCGAGCUAUGGGGCAAUACUCCAGAAUAGUCUACUCGUAUACAUAUUUUGAUGACAUUGUUGCUCAUGGUGGUUGGGAUGAUUGGGACCAUAACAGCAACAAAAACAAGACUGCGUUCUUUGGGGUGUACAAGUGUUGGGGUCCAGGAGCUGCGGCAGUCCGUGGUGCCUCAUGGGCUAAAGAAUUGAACUAUGAUAUGGCCCAUCCCUUCCUUGCUAAGAGCUUUGUUAAUGGACGACAUUGGAUUGCACCUGCUGAUGCUUAGCUUAAUUAAACAACACAAUCACCCACAAUCCAUGCCCCACACAAGAUAUAUAUUCUUUUAUUAAGACAUGUAUGCAUGUAAUUUGUUUUGUAUUUAAGUUAUUACUAAAACCACACAUUAUUUUUACAUACAUAAUAAACAUAUCAUGUAUAUAGAAUUAUACAAGUAUACUCAAAAGUCAAAAUACAUAAUCCUGAAUUUUUCA
Molecule: messenger RNA, 1630 nt
Organism: Beta vulgaris subsp. vulgaris (sugar beet)
Lineage: Eukaryota; Viridiplantae; Streptophyta; Magnoliopsida; Caryophyllales; Amaranthaceae
Product: probable pectinesterase 68
Exons: 5
Coding region: 283-1425 (380 amino acids)
Biological process (GO): cell wall modification
Molecular function (GO): pectinesterase activity
Source: RefSeq, a predicted model, not a curated record